Molecule: messenger RNA, 765 nt
Organism: Telopea speciosissima
Lineage: Eukaryota; Viridiplantae; Streptophyta; Magnoliopsida; Proteales; Proteaceae
Exons: 3
Coding region: 1-606 (201 amino acids)
Source: RefSeq, a predicted model, not a curated record
AUGAGAAUUAAGCACCACCAUGACUUUGUCAUGUCGAAGAUCCAAUUGGUAGUAAUGCCACCCUUGUCCGAUACUGUUUCUGCUCUCCUUAAUUGCUCUAUUGACUCCCCUGUUCUCAACCAAUAUUGCUUACUCUGUUUUAACUUCUCAGGCCAUUCCUACGAUGAGCUCUACAGUGCCUGCCCUUCUUUCCAAAUCUUCCAACAGUUUCACUCACUUAGCCCUCCUUACCCUGUUAUUAUCACCCCCAACCCUUUCUACUCUAACGCAUCGUCUCCUCCUCCUCCUCCUUCUAUCUCCCUCUCUUCUCCUCCUCCCUGUUGCUUCACAGGUUAUAAUACAGUGAAGCUUAUGAGCAUGAACAUUCUGGACUGCACGCAUUAUAUGACUGUGUACGACACGGAUAAUCUCAAGGGUGUAGGGCCGUUGGACUGGUCUUAUGGGAUGGCACUCACCUACACCAUCCCCAACGUCGGCUGCGAUCGGUGCCAGCACGCCGGUGGCACCUGUGACUUCGAUACAGAGACGGAAGGGAUGCUUUGCAUAUGCUCUACCUCUUCAAACGCUACUAGAGAUUGCGGUAACUUUGGUAGGAGGCAACAUUAACGCAGCUGCAAAUUGGGGUCUAAAACAAACUCCAUUGAUGUUAUUCCAACUGCUAAUUUUGGUGUUUGGAGCACUUGUUAACAUUAAGAACUUAUGGAAUGUGUAUGUGGUGUGAUAUGACACGCUCAGUAUAUUAUCUCUCUGUAUCAGUUAGAAAUU